Molecule: messenger RNA, 3702 nt
Organism: Schistocerca americana (American grasshopper)
Lineage: Eukaryota; Metazoa; Arthropoda; Insecta; Orthoptera; Acrididae
Product: transmembrane protein 104 homolog
Exons: 10
Coding region: 126-1637 (503 amino acids)
Source: RefSeq, a predicted model, not a curated record
GUGGCGAGGUACAUAAUGAAAAAAUGAUUUGAUAGCUGGUGUGUCAGACUGUUACAAAGGAAUGUUGGCGGAGAUAUGCGUGGUUUCACACUCGACUGUGCCAGUAAAGUUUGACGCGCCUGAUUAUGCCAGGAAUAGUGUCACAUGUGGAAGAUCAGUACUCAACAUGGACUGGCCUAGUAUACGUAUUCAACCUCAUUGUCGGCACCGGGGCAUUAACUUUACCAGCCGUUUUCAACCGAGCAGGAUGGCUGCUAGGGCUAACUGUCAUCUGCACAUUGGCUUUCAUAAGCUUCAUUACCGUCACAUUCGUGAUAGAAACCAUGGCUUCAGCAAAUGCUAUUAUGCAGUGGAAACGUUUGCAGCAAAUGAAGAGAGUAAGCCAAACCCUUCUGGCUUUGCAAGUGAAUGAGUCACAAGAUGAAGACAGUGAUGAAGAUCAGCCACUGGUCUCCCCAGGAGUCUCGUGGGAAAAGUUUCCAAGCCAGCUGCAGCGGUACUACAUGAUCCAGGAAAAAAUUGAAAUGGGUCAGAUGGCAUCCCUUUUCUUUACAAGAGGUGGACGGACACUGUUUUUCUUGUGCUUUGCUGUUUACCUAUAUGGAGAUCUAUCCAUCUAUGGAACAGCUGUGGCAAAAUCAUUGGCAGAUGUUGCUUGCACAUACCAACCCGCCAACUAUUCAUGCAACAUGACACUACCAGUAAGUGCACUGUGCUGGGAGAAUUCAGAUAUUACAAGAGCAGAUGCCUACAGGAUCUUUCUUGGAGUAUUCAUCUGUACACUGGGGCCUUUUGUAUUUUUCAAUGUGCAGAAAACAAAAUAUCUGCAGAUAUUGACAUCAGUUAUGCGAUGGCUUGCUUUUGGCUUCAUGACUGUGUAUGCUGCAUACAAACUUAUUGUUGAAGGGCCCAAGGGCCACCCACCAGCUGCCGACCUAUUGGGUGUUCCCAGUUUGUUUGGUGCGUGUGUCUAUUCAUUUAUGUGCCAUCACUCACUGCCUGCUCUAGUCGCGCCAAUAGCAGACAAAUCAAAACUGACACGUUGCUUGGCGCUGGAUUAUUUGCUCAUAACUGUCUUUUAUUUACUGCUCGCCAUGACAGGUGCAUUUGCGUUUCAACAUCUGGAUGACCUCUACACAUUAGACUUUGGACCACGAGGCUCAGGUGACUGUAACUCUGAUGAUGUAGGACUUUUAAUGAAAGUGAUAGAGUACUUCCUCGCCCUUUUCCCUGUUUUUACGUUGAGCACAAGUUUCCCGAUAAUUGCAAUAACGUUGCGCAAUAAUCUGAAGUCACUGUUCCUGACAGAUGGCCGUCACUAUAGGUGGUGCAUUCGUAAAGUUGUUUUCCCUCUCCUCGCUAUAGUUCCUCCUUUUGUUGUAGCAUUUACAACUGAAGACCUCAAAAAAUUGGUAGCUAUCACUGGAUCGUAUGCUGGUGCUGGCAUCCAGUAUUUUAUUCCAACAGCCCUAGUCUUGGCAGCUAGGAAGAAGACAAUGGAAGUAAUAGGGAUGGGUGUGAAAAAUGACUUUUCUUCACCAUUUUCAGGCAGAGGCUGGGUAAUAUUUGUCAUUAUUUGGGCCAUUGCCUGUUUGGUUCUGGUGUCUGUAAAUUUUAUUAAAAUUUAUGUAAUGUGACUCAGAUGUAUUUUUAAUUCCCCUGUUAAUGUGUGUGCUAACUAUUGCAUUUUAAGUAUUGUGGAACAGUCAUUACCAGGAUUUUUUUAAGUAUGUCAUUUUUCACUCUAUUUACUCUUGUACUCUACAUAUGAAGUGCAAAACCUCUGUAGUUCGAAUGACUUCAACCAUUCCAGUUGUUAUAAUGUUCAUUAUUUUCAUUUAUUGUCCAUGGACAGUGUAGUGGUUUAUUCAGUGUUUUAAGUGAUUUACUUUGCUCUUUUAAUUAUGCAGAGAACUUUUUAUGGAAUUUUAAGUGUCUGUUUAUUGUGUUUCCUAAGUUUACAUCUGGUGCUAUGAUGCAAGCCAUCUUUAAUUGUGUGAGCUUCAUAUUAAUUGUCAGUAUGAUAUAAUGGGGCUGUGGUAGUGAUUAAACAAAUCAUAAUACAGAACAGUUUGUUAUGAAGCAAGCAAUGAAGGAAAAGAAAUGAAAAGUAAAACCGGGAUUUACUUUUUUUUUUUUUUAGUGUUGUAGGUGAUGACUUAUUUUCUUUCAGAUGUUUUAUAUGUAUUUAUCUGGAAACAUGUUUGUAUGAGCACUUGAUAAGUUUAGUGUAUAUAGUUAAAUCAUUUUUAUGUAAUGUUGACACUUGAUGACCAUUUGUAUGUUCAUAAAUGAAUCACACACUCAAGGAUGUUUUCCAUGUCAGUAAGAAUAGCAGUGACCUUCGGUUCACUUGUAUGUUAUUGAGUUUCAACCAGCCAGCCAGCCAGCCAGCAGAGCUACAAAAAAGUUCAUUUGAAUAUCAGAGUGCUUUACUACACCUGGCCCUGUUGGAGGUGGUAUGCCAUUGCCUUCCUCUGACCCCUGAGCUGACUCACCCAGCCAGUUACAGAUGGACCCACAAUUUAACAUGGAUUUCAAACCACCGUGCAGCUCAUUAUUUUUCACACCAAGAAACAUUAAGAGGUGAAAGAAGUGAUAAGUGACAGAUAAAAAUCCUAGGACUGACCAGGAAUUGCAUCUGAAACCUUUGUAUCUGUAGUCUGGCACUUUACCACUGAGCCACCAAGCCAACUAAAAGAGACCAGUAAAGAAUUGUUAAUAGUGGAUGUCUUAGUCACAUAUGAUAGUCGUUAAAGAAGCCACCCUGAUUUGGAUGACAUAUGCGAAUUUGUAAAAAUCAGAACAACUACAUGGAGAUCUAAAGAUGAGAUAUUAGAUUCCUGAAACUGAUGAUGUAAUUUGAAUAUCUAAAAUAAAAGAUGGGAAAGUGGAAAUUUAUCCAGUAUAAAAUUUAGACAAAAAAAAUUUUCUCAUUGUUUGGUAGGAGCAUGUGCCUUCUUGUGUAGUAUAGUGCACUAAUGCAGGGAGGUUCAAGAAAUUUUUCCAAAUGAGUGACUUAUAUUUUGGUGCCUCCACUCUCCCUCCCCUUUUUUCUCUCCUACACUUCCACCCAUGUCAGUUUUUGCUGCUAAUUGUGGUAUACACUUUAUACAAAUCUUUCACUUGGGCACCCCUCUUAGCUUGGCACCCCAAGAGGCCGCUACUAAUUAUGAUGUGUCAUGUAUAGAAGUCUUACAGAAGCGAUGCUCCUGGUGCCCUCUUCAGCUUGCACCCUAUGUGGCAGCUUGUGUUGCUUUGAUCUAAAAUCGGUCCUUCAUUAAUGAUGUUUUGUUAUUACUGUCGGUAUGUGAAGAACCACAGAGGAAAAGGGACACGCGAGUGUGUUCGUUUAUUCUUACCGAGUGUGUGAUAAUUUUUGUACUCUUAAUUAAUACUGGUUUGUGACUGACUUUUCAGUGAGUGGUCAUGUACUCACUGUGUUGCCUGAUUUUGGUUUUGUAGUUACACUGCCCUCCACCACUGCAAUCUGUCAAUCACAAAGUAAUUUUAAUGGGAAUAUAGUAUCAUAAAGAUGAUGAUAAACCUCCAGGUGUGUGUUUCACUUAUGAAUUAAAAAGUAAUUGUUAUUCUCUUACAACCAUCUAUUGUUUUGUAGGGUAAACCUAUAUUAGUUAGACAUCCUCAGCCGUAAUAUAUUCUGUUCAUACAGCAAACAGAGAGAUAUUUGUAUAUAUAUAU